Saitoella complicata NRRL Y-17804 is the source of this 742-nucleotide messenger RNA. Its product is annotated as glycoside hydrolase/deacetylase. Lineage: Eukaryota; Fungi; Ascomycota; Saitoellomycetes; Saitoellales; Saitoellaceae. Gene Ontology annotation, molecular function: hydrolase activity, acting on carbon-nitrogen (but not peptide) bonds. The transcript has a single exon. The record is from RefSeq and is a predicted model, not a curated record. Gene Ontology annotation, biological process: carbohydrate metabolic process. Bases 14 to 568 code for a protein of 184 amino acids. Gene Ontology annotation, cellular component: membrane.
CACGGCGGAUGUCAUGGCCAGUAUCGGCGCCCAGGAUGCAAUCAAAUACAUUUACGAAAACAACUUCACCAUGGGAAGUCACACGGUCAACCAUGUCAAUUUUAGCGCGGUAUCAAACGACGUCGUGGAGCAAGAGAUUAGUGGGGUGCAAACUACCAUCGCGACGAUUUUGGAUGAGCCAGAUUUCAAAGCGACACUUUCUCGUGCCCCAUAUGGUAUUCCUUACGAGCCAGGUGCACCAUUUGCAUCCGAUGUCACGCGAAUCGCACCCAUUGCUGCUAAGUAUGGUGUUCACAUAGGAUGGUCAAUCGAUUCCAAUGACUGGAAGUGUAAGGAUGAUCAAGAUGCCGCUGGUGGCGUGCAAUGUGUCAAGGACAAUGUCAUGAACCAAGUCAAAGGCGGCUCGUGGGGUAUCAUUCUUUUUCAUGCAAUUUACCACAACACACCGGAUGCUUUGUCUGAUGUGAUUGAUGAACUGGUUCGGGAAGGUUAUCAUUUUGUGUCAGUGGAGGAUAUCGUGAAGGCGAAGUAUGGAGUUGUGUCUGCAGAGUUGAUACGUGGGAAAUGAUCGAAUGGUACUGCGGAGGCAGGCGGCUGAUGGAAGGCAGAAGAGCAAGGUGGAGCAGAAACUCUCUAGGACAUUCUCAGAGCACAAAGAACAGCUGAAUGACUAUUUAAGAUACCGAUUAGAACUUUAGUGUCGAACCGUGAGAAAAUGAACGAUUCGUGUUCUGAAUUGCUG